Messenger RNA from Rosa chinensis, 1586 nucleotides. RefSeq lists its product as uncharacterized. Bases 50 to 1396 code for a protein of 448 amino acids. The transcript has 4 exons. The record is from RefSeq and is a predicted model, not a curated record. Lineage: Eukaryota; Viridiplantae; Streptophyta; Magnoliopsida; Rosales; Rosaceae.
UGGAGAGAGAAAGUUAAUAGGCCUUAAAAGCCAUGAUAGCCAUAUUAUAAUGCAGUAUUUGCUUCCCCUGGCUAUCCGGUAUGCUCUCCCUAAAUAUGUUGCAAGGAUCUUUAUAGAGCUAAGCUCAUUUUUUCGCAUCUUGUGUACUAAGGUGGGAACUGUUGGCACUUUCAAUUCUUUGUCAAAACGGAUUGCAAUAGUUUUGUGCUUGUUAGAGCAUUUAAUGCCUCCAGCCUUCUUUGACGUCAUGGUUCACUUGCCAAUCCACCUAGCUGAUGAAGCUGCCAUUGCUGGUCCAGUACAUUUCAGAUGGAUGUUCCCAAUUGAGAGAUUUUUAGGAACACUGAAGAAAUAUGUUCUAAACAAAGCUAGGCCUGAGGGCAGCAUUGCAGAAGGCUACAUUGUGGAAGAAUGCCUAUCAUUUUGCGGCAUGUAUCUUGGUGAUACCACAGUGGGACGUAUAAAUCGGCCGGGGCGGAAUGCUGAUUUAACUGACAGUGGAAAACGUGUUGGGCUAUCUGUGUUUGCAAAUCCUGGAAGAUCACUUGGUGAGUUUAAAUUAUUCCAGCUAGAUGAUGCGGAAUGGAAUAGGGCACAUCGUCAUGUCUUGGACAAUACACCUGAAGUUUGGCCAUAUAAACGGGAGUAUGUUGAACGUGAGACAAGCAAUUUAGGCCCACGUGUGAGUGCAAUGGCUGCGGCUAAUCAAGCAAAUUGCUCUUUCCCUGCAUACUUUGGCGACCUGAUUGAUGACGAUUACAUGAAUGGAGUUGGUGAUAUUAGUGAGGAUUUUUUAGCCCUAGCUAGAGGUCCUACCCGGUGGGCUAGGCGUUGGACCAAGUAUAUUAUGAAUGGAUAUAGGUUUCAUGUUAAAUCUGUUGAUGAUGGUAAAACACAGAAUAGUGGUGUGUUUGUCGAAAUGGAGACAGAUAAUUAUGCUACGGUCAAUGACCCUAAUCCUAAGUCUGAUAUGGUGGAAUACUAUGGCAUAUUAAAAGAUAUAAUAGAACUGAACUAUCAGAAUGGCCGUAAAGUAGUGUUAUUUGAUUGUGAUUGGGUGAACGGAAGGCUUCGUCGAAGUGGAAUUAAGAAGGAUGAUUUUGGAUUCACCAUGGUAAACUUUGAACGGUUGCUACCACCUCCGGACACUUUGGUUUUUGGUGGACAAGCACAGCAGGUGUUUUAUGUGCAAGAUCCAAUUGAGAAAGAGUGGCAUAUUGCGGUGAAUACAACGCCUAGAGAUUACUUUGCUAUGGGGAUGACCACAAAUCAUGACCUAGUACCGCCACAAGAGUUGGACAAUUCAAUGAUGGAGGAUGAUGAAGUAGAGGGAAGAUGGGAUAUGACAGACAUUCCGACAGCAGAAGACCAGAUGUGUUCUGAAGGUGAACCAUGAAUUUCCAGUUUCCAAUUGCUUUAUGUCUUGAAAAAUUAUGUGUCAUUUUGUGUAUAUUGAAUGAGCCUGAUUCAAUUUGUAGACAUCAAUUAGUUUCACCUUAUAUCAGUCCAUUGAUGAAGCUGGUGUAAUGUGUACAAUGUGUAAUGUAAUGAAGUUUUUGGUACGUUUACCAAAUCUAGUUAUUAUA